Monodelphis domestica (gray short-tailed opossum) is the source of this 4488-nucleotide messenger RNA. NCBI's taxonomy places the organism in Eukaryota, Metazoa, Chordata, Mammalia, Didelphimorphia, Didelphidae. The record is from RefSeq and is a predicted model, not a curated record.
UCAUACUUUCUUACUUUCCAUUCCACUACCAUUGAAAUUUCGCUUUUGAUGUGGCCACUCAAUGGAAACUUCUUUCUCUAAGUUCAUAAAUGAUUUCUAGAAUUUCAAAUCCAAUGGUCUUUUCUCAGCUUUCAUCCUUGACCUUUCACCUUCCUCUGACAUUGCUGAGCAUCUUAUCUUCCUAGAGUCUUUCUUUUCUCUGGAUUUUUGAAGACAGUGCCCUCUCCUGGAUUUCUUAUUACCUCUCAUCUCAUUUUUUCCUUAGAGUAGGCUCUGAUCAAACAUCAGAGAAACUUGUAAACAUGGGACUACCUAAGCUACCAUAGGACUGAGAAAGUCUUGAGAAGUAUAGGUCAUAUAAAGCUCAUACAUCUAGAACUAUAUAGCUCAAGGAUCAUCUUUUCUAGUUCUGCUUCUCAUAAAGAAAAUGAAGCCCAGAAGAAUUAAGAAAAUUGCCCACUGUCACUCAGGAGAAAAGCACUGUGAAAGAAAAUUCUUUACUCUUUCAUCUAUCCUGAGUGAACACUAACUUAAAGUACUUCAUUAGAUUGUAAAGACAGGAUUGACUCUCCUUUGUCUGCCUUUUGAUUGAAUCAACACAAGCUUGAACUAGGUGGAGGAGCUCAUAAACCACUUAGUGAAUUCACACCCUACUUAGUGCUAGGUGAGAAGCCAGCAAGAUACUUGGAAGAGCUCCACCCUUUUUUCUAACUCAGUCAGGAACCUGUGAAUUCUUUUAAGAGUUCACACCCUUAGAAACUCUGAACCCUUUUAAUGAAUAUCCAUCCCUCUAGAAGGUGUGAACUGGUUCCCACAAGCUGGCCCUGGGGCAGAGCUAGACAAUUUGGAAGCUGUGAUUGGCCCUUGUGAAAAAGGGGGGAGAUAAGAAGCCACUAUAAAAGGCCCUGAAUUUCUCAGGUGAAAAGGUAGUCAGCUUUAAGAAGAGGUCAGCUUAAAGAAGAGUCGGCCUCAGAACUCACCUUCAGUUCAAGUCAUCUCUUGGAGGAAACUUGGAGUUCUCAGUCUCCUGACUUCAUGUGAAAGAGGGCCAAUGCUGAAGUCAUGUCCCUGUGGGGGAUGUAGUUAUGGUACCCACCAAAGGGAACCAGGGGGAGAACCCUGAAGACCCCCAAACCCAGGUGAUCUUGCAGUUAUAGCCUGUGAAGCAAGUGAUUUAUGAAGUGAGAUCGGAGAACAAUGCAGCUGUUGUAGCUGGAGAAACCCACACAAUCCACGAAAUUGAAGAAGGGAUUGAUGCUAGCGCCAUAGGAGCAAACAAAGGAAUGGAAAUUGCUUGUCCUAUCACGUGUGGGGAGAACAAAGCCAUCCUGCUGUGGGAGAAGUUUGUAUGUCCAGGAGUUCACGUGAAGUGUAUCAAGUUCAAUGAUCAGUUGGUCAGUCCCAAGCAUUUUGUUCAUCUGGCUGGCAAGUCCACCCUGAAGGACUGGAAGAGAGCCAUUCGCCUGGGUGGGAUCCCGCUGAGGAAAAUGAUGGACUCUGGCCAGAUAGACUUCUACCAGCAUGACAAGGUUUGCUCCCGUAACUGCAGAUCCCCCAAGUAUGACCUCUUGAUCAAAAGAGCCCUUGUGCCAGGGCAGCAGACAGGUGUGGUGCCAAAGCUUACUUUGGCUGAUGGUGGGGGGAUGUUCCCAGUGGCCGAGGAAGUGAGGGGGGGCCUCCCGACCCCUCCCUCUGAUGGACAUCUGGCAGGGGGAGUCACACAGAUGGACACUUCAGAGGAGAAUAUGGAGGAGGCUGUCACCAUGGCCACUGAGGAGAUUUCAGAGGACACCCUGCUGUUCUGGAAGGGCAUAGCCAAUGUGGGGCUCAUGAACAAGGUGAUCUGCAGCAUUCAGAAUGAAAUAAUGGAGGUGCUCAGGGGUAUUCAGCAACGGCUCCUUCAGGCCCCCUUUCAGGUGAGAGACGCUGCUGUCCUUAACAAUGUAGCCCAUACCUUUGGCCUGAUGGACACGGUCAAGAGAGUUUUGGACAACAGGAGGAGUCAGACAAAGCAAGGAGAAGAGCAUUUUCUCUACACUCUUACAGACCUACAACGCCAGCUGGAGGAGCAGAAGAAGCAGGGCCACAACCGUAGGCUGAAGUCUCAGACAGAUCAGAAUGUGGUUCUGAUGCCUAUGAACAUCCCCAAGCCACCCAAGAGGCCUCGUCCCCAGAGCCCAGAUUCCACCACCGUCCUGAGCUCCUUGCCCAUUGCCAUGGCCCCAGGGGGCCUCAGCCAGGGCUCCAGCCCUGUGACUGUCCACACCCUGCCUUCUGGCUCCCAGCUCUUCCGCUAUGCCACCGUUGUCUCUUCCACCCAGACCAGCUCUCCUGCCUCAGUGACCAUCCAGCCCUCCUCCAGCCUGAUGCUGCUGAGCUCAGCUGCCACGGAGGAUGGUGGGGCUUUGGGCAACAUGGCCACAGGGCUGAGCCCUGUGGAGCUGGCAGCGAUGGAGUGCGGCCUCAUCCCGGCCCUGGAGAGCACUUCUGAGGCUGGACAGACCAUCCAUUGGGGUUCAUCCUACCCAGACCCUGAGGCUGAGGAGCCGAGGGGAAAGCUUCAUCCUGAGGAGAAGCUUGUGGCAGAGACGGAGGAGCAUCGGCUUCAAGUUCACAACGUGGAGAUUGUGGUGCUCAAGGUUUAAGCGGGAGACUGGGCCCAGCAGUCUCAUUCUUUGUUUGGAUUUGUAAUAGUUUGUUCCUUUUCACCACGGUCCUGCUCAUUUCCACAGAGGAUUCUGUUUUCUUUUUCCAAUAAAAAACAAAAGAACAAAAAUCUCAGUAAAAUGACUGAACGUGCUGCUCCCCCCAUCUUCCUCCUCGCCCCCACAGGUAAGUAGUGGACAAGAUGAGUUGCUCUUAGAGAGGGGAGAAAGAUGCUACUCUCUCCCCUAACCUAACCUUGCCACCUAGAAAGGCACCUCUUUUAGAGGAGGAGGCCAGAUAACUAGGACUACUGUCCAAAGGGUUCUUCCCAGGCUGGGCUCUGUGUGAAUGCUUUGUAAAGAUGCAGUGAUAUGGAUUGGGCCCCUGGGGAGCAUGUACCUGGGAUAUUUGAUUUUGCCUGUGCCCCUGGGAGGCCUGGGCCCUCAGGGCCAAGGGGAAGUCUGGCUGGCAGCCAGAGGAAGAUGAGGGAUGUGACAUUGCUAAUGGGAAAGAGGAGUGGACCAGCGUCCUCUUAAAGAAGGGAAGUGCUUUGACAGGGAUCACAGCAGGGAGAAAGGCCAAGGUUUGGGGGAUGAGCCAGGGCAUUUUCCUUCUAGGAAUAGCAUCUCUGAGGCCUCACCACAAAUAAGUGCCCUGAGAGAGGUGCCAGUGACCACCCAGCACAAGCCCCGAGUGUGAGCGAGGACUUGGAAGCCUUUGGGGGAGAAUCCCCAAGGAUGAACCCUGAAGGGUAGAAGUGAUCCUCUGAGGAGCAAGUGGCCCCUCUCUCUGCCUCUCCCUUUAGUUUUUUUUUUUUAAGUAUUUUUUUAGGUAUUUUUAAAGUGGCAUCUGUGAAUUUUAGAUUUACUCCACCCUGCUUAGUCUUUAGAAUUCUAGCAACCAGGAAUGUAUACACCCCCACUUAAGGAUUAACUGUGGGGGAGGAUGGUCUAUGACCCACAAUGUGCUAGCGAGUGACAAAUAUCAGAAACAACUGACUGAUCCUUUGGGCUGUCCUAAGUCAAGUUUAAGCCACCACUGGUACAUGUGAGAAACAGGAAGUGAGGUAAAGAACUGCCUUUAUAUUUCAUGUCACUUCCUGUGAGAGGGACUUUUGGUGGACUUUUGGUGGUCUUUGGCAGUGGAAUGGGACUUGGAGCUCUAGUGUGGAACCUCAACCUGCUUCUUGUGACCAGACGGUGAAUGAUAAGGCUGACUCCUCUUUCCCUUAACCUUUCUGAAGGCACCAGCCUCCAUGGAGACCCCUCAUCUUGGAGGAAGCCUUGUGGCUGGAAGCUGAGCUAGAUUUAAUCUUCUGGGAAGACCCCUUGGUUGAGGCCUCUGAAUUCCUCCUAGUUUAGGCAAGGCCAGAGCAGAAUUUCCCCUUCCUCUCUCCUUCAUUCUUAAUUUCUUCCUUCUAUUGUAAACAAAUCGCCAUAAAAUCCCAUUCUGACUUGAGUAUUUCAUUGGGAUUUAGAAUUUAAAUCCCUGGCGACCAUUAAAUAAUAUAUUCAGGCUCAACCCAAAAAUUUACCCUUAACACAUCAGCCCAUUGUCCUGCCCAGUCUACGUGUUUGUUUUCUGUCUGGUGCUCAUUCAUUUUUUUCUUAAUUUUUAUCCUUUCCCUUGUGAGCCUGUGCUCUGAAGCCAUCAUUUUUCUCAUUGGGUAACUCCUGAAGCAAGAGAACUCUCCAGAUGGGCUGCUUUGACUUGGAACUGUUUUCUGGAAAGAGUUUGAUUCUGGUUGAAGGUUAACAAGUCCUGGAUGAGCCAAGCACUGGAACAGUAUUUAGUUAGAUAGGUUAAUGUCUUCUCUACCCUUUUGUGUUCCUCUGCUUUCAC